Molecule: messenger RNA, 4308 nt
Organism: Sardina pilchardus (European sardine)
Lineage: Eukaryota; Metazoa; Chordata; Actinopteri; Clupeiformes; Clupeidae
Gene: dvl2
Product: dishevelled segment polarity protein 2
Exons: 15
Coding region: 307-2673 (788 amino acids)
Biological process (GO): intracellular signal transduction; canonical Wnt signaling pathway
Cellular component (GO): cytosol
Molecular function (GO): frizzled binding
Source: RefSeq, a predicted model, not a curated record
UGUAAAAUAGUUAUCUGCAGAUUUAGGCGUGCGUCCACGGUUUUAACCCGUUCGGCGGAGAAGGUUAAGGAACAAUCGUUGAAAGGUCGAAUGCCGACACAGGAGGAGCGGCGUCUUGUGUUUUGUUAACUUUCCGAAAACUUUUUCUGGCCAUUGAAAACUUUGCGUGGUUGUCCUGUCGCGUUUUCCCUUCUCACCCCAACCUCCUCUCGCUAGCUACUAUCAGCUAGCCAGUUAGCUGGUUAGCUAGCUAUCCCAUCCCUCUUCCAUACUUUUGUGGGACAGGAGAGAAAAGCAGCUGGCGAAAUGGCGGAAACUAAAAUAAUAUAUCACAUCGACGAGGAGGAGACCCCUUACUUGGUGAAGAUUCCCAUUCCGGCCGAAAAGAUAACCUUGUUGGAUUUUAAACAGGUCUUGAACAAACCAAACUACAAAUUCUUCUUCAAGUCUAUGGACCAAGAUUUCGGGGUGGUGAAGGAGGAGAUUUCAGAUGAGAAUGCCAAGCUGCCCUGCUUCAAUGGCCGCGUGGUUUCCUGGUUGGUGUCGUCCGAUGGGGCAGUUGCGGCGUUACCUACGGAGGUUCCUGCCCCAGUUGCGCCACCAGCGGAGGUGCACGCCCCCUCUCCCCCUCCCCCGCCUCUGCCACCCCCGCCAGUGGAACGGACGGGGGGCAUCGGGGACUCCAGACCCCCUUCCUUCCAUCCCAAUGCAGCAGGAAGUGUGGAGACGCUGGACGACCAGACGGAGACCGAGUCAGUGGUGUCUUUCAGGAGGGAACGGCCCAGACACCGAGAGGGCAUGGACCAGCAUGGGCCGCGGGUGAACGGUCAAACUCGCCUGGAGCGCCACCUAGCGGGCUACGAGAGCGCUACCACGGUGAUGAGCAGCGAACUGGAGACCACCAGCUUCUGUGACUCGGACGACGACGACACCAUGAGCAGGUUCAGCAGCACCACAGAGCAGAGUACAGGCUCCCGGCUUCCCAAACGCCACCGCCGACGCAGGAAACAGCGCCCCCCGAGGCUAGAACGGGCAUCAUCGUUCAGCAGCAUGACCGAUUCCACGAUGUCCCUGAAUAUCAUCACUGUCACACUCAACAUGGAGAAGUACAACUUCCUGGGCAUCAGCAUCGUGGGGCAGAGCAACGAGCGGGGCGACGGGGGCAUCUACAUCGGCUCCAUCAUGAAGGGCGGGGCUGUGGCGGCCGACGGCAGGAUCGAGCCCGGAGACAUGCUUCUGCAGGUGAACGAUAUCAACUUUGAGAACAUGAGCAACGACGAUGCUGUCCGGGUGCUGAGGGACAUCGUACACAAACCAGGGCCAAUUAUACUGACGGUGGCUAAGUGCUGGGAUCCUUCUCCUCAGGGGUAUUUCACUCUUCCACGCAAUGAGCCUAUCCGGCCCAUAGACCCAGCAGCGUGGAUCACUCACUCAGCGGCCCUCACAGGGGUGUUCCCUCCUUACCCCGGCAGCUCCUCACUCAGCACCAUCACCUCCAGCUCCUCUGUUACUGAGACUGAGCGCUUUGAUGAGUUUAACCUGUCCCUACACUCGGACAUGGCGUCGGUGGCCAAAGCCAUGGCGUCGCCGGAGUCCGGCCUGGAGGUGCGGGACCGCAUGUGGCUCAAGAUCACCAUCCCCAACGCCUUCCUGGGAUCAGACGUGGUGGAGUGGCUAUACCACCACAUUGAGGGAUUUCAGGACCGCCGCGAGGCGCGCAAAUACGCCAGCAACCUGCUGAAAGCCGGCUUCAUCCGCCACACCGUCAACAAGAUCACGUUCUCAGAGCAGUGCUACUACAUCUUUGGAGACUUCAGUGACUGUGAAAACUACAUGGCCAACCUGACGCUGAACGACAACGACGGCUCCAGCGGCGGCGCCUCGGACCAGGACACGCUGGCACCCCUGCCACUGCCUGGCGCCACCCCGUGGCCGCUGCUGCACACCUUCCCGUACCAGUACCCGCAGCCCUACUCCAGCCAGCCGCCGCCCUACCACGAGCUCUCCAGCUACAGCUACGCGCCCGGCAGCAACGGCAGCCAGCACAGCGAAGGGAGCCGUAGCAGCGGCUCGACGCGCAGCGAGGGCGAGCGACGACGCGGCAACGGCAGCACCAAGAGCGGAGCCGGCAGCACGGCGGGUGGCGGCGGCGGGCGCGACGAGAAGUCCCCCGGUGGCGGCGGCGGAGGCGACUCACGCUCGGGCAGCGGCAGCGAGUCCGACUACUCCACCCGCAGCAGCUUGCGGCGCGUCGGCGGCGGCGACCACGGCUCGCAGUCGGCGCCCAGCGAGCACGGCAGCCACGUGAGCGUCCGCUCGACCUCCUCGCUCCUGCGGGGGCUCCCGCCGCCGCCGCUGCCGCCGCACCCCCACCACCCGCACAUGGGCUACCCGCCGGGCAUCCAGCUCUCCUACAACCCCAUGAUGCUCAUGAUGGUGCCGCAGCACCCGCACCCGGCCAUGGGCGGCCCGCAUCCCGGGCAGCACCUCUCCGCCCCCGGGCACCCGCACCCGCAGCACCUGCACCCGCUCCCGUCAUCCACGCCCGGGGGUCCCCCCGGCGCCCCCCCGACCCGCGACCUGGCGUCGGUGCCCCCCGAGCUGACGGCCUCUCGGCAGUCCUUCCACCUGGCCAUGGGCAACCCCAGCGAGUUCUUCGUGGACGUCAUGUAGCGCAGCGGGGCCGUUUACGUGCAUUAGUUGUUCAUUUUUUUUUUGUGUGUGUGUUUUUGGGGAGGGGAGGGGUACGUGUGUGUGCUGGAGACGUGGACUGUUAUCAGUGGCCUCGUGCGGGCCGCGCGUUGCACUCCGGGCUCGACUGAAGAGGGGGGGACGGUUUAGGCGGUGACGCAAGGCGGUGCACUCGGCACUGCUGGCAGGAACAGGGUUUUAAUCGUAGAUCAGAGGACAUCUUUGUCCGUUUUUAAAGGCCAUGGAUAUGACAUGGUGAAAACACCUUUUUUUUAAAUAAUAAUAAUACAAAACCUCCUUUAGUCCUGGGUCUGCACAGCACACAAUGUAAUGUACCUCUUAGUAAAAAAAACAAGUGCAAAAAAAAAGAGAACAAACAAGAAGAAUUGUGAGUUUUCGUCUGGUUAGCUGUUCUUUUUCCUUGAAAGUUAAACAAACCACAUGUGCUAAUCCUGAGACGGUGAGAACGAGGGAGAGAGCAUGCCACAGGAGAGAUCCCUCUGAUCCGUCUGUAGGCGCCUUUUUUCAUGUCGGUCCAAGAAAACCUUUUGCUGAAGUGCAGUGCAGCUGAACAAUCAAAAGAUCAUGUCACAGGAUAUCAGUCUGUGGUCUGGCCGUAUGACAUGGCUGUUAUAGCAUUUGCCCCCAUUUUUUUUGGGGUGUGAGUGAGUGCGCACUGAAACCAAAAGUAAACAUUCUCAGGCUAGGCAGAGGAUCAGUAGGGGUCUUUUAGCCCUUAAGCCGGUGCUAUCGCACCGGCGUGACGGGAAUGUUGGAAAUUGAACAUUCUAAAGAAUAUCUGGGUUCGUUGAAUUCGACAUGGAAUUUUAGAACCUUGCAUCGUUGCGGGACAGAAUCUUCUGUUAGAAUGUUCAAAACUCCCGUGCCGAAGGGUUAACCUUCAGAUGACCAGUGACUGGUUGAGUUGGACCCAUUUGAAAGACAACAACAACAACAACAAAAACACGGCAGUAGCAGUAAGGGUUACACCCAAUACCCUCUCAUUAGUUGAAUUAAGUUUAAAAGUCAGCCAUUAACAAGAAACCUAUUUCUAAUGCUUUACGUUGCCAUGUGGCAGUAGUAUCAGGGUGAAAUGUGCACAGUCUGGGGUCAAGAAUCCACAGUCACAGUUCAUGUAAUGGAUUCCACUUACAUACCACAUCAAGCUGAAGUUUCUCAAAACUUGGUGCCAUGAAAUUAUGAAGGAUUGGUCUGCCCUUGUAUGUGUGUGUAUAUAUAAUUACAGUGUGUUGAUCAUGACAAGAUACUGUUGUUCAGUAUAGUGUUGUUUAAUGUGAAAUCUUUGGGGAACAUAGUUGCCUAUUUGUGCCAAGUAGGCACUGUUAAGUGUCUCUCAGAAGGGCAGUUUUUUAAAUUGUGGUAUGAAUGAGGGGUACAAGUGAAUAAAACCAAAACUAAAACAUGGUACUUUUGGGGGAUAGAAUGUUCAAAAUAUAAUUGUCUCCCUGAUUUUCAAGAUGAUCAAAAAUGCUAUAGACUUGACAUUUUUGUACAAAUAUUUUCAUAUGUAAUCAAAAAAAUACUGGUACCAAAUGUUUAUCAUGACACUUUUAUAUUUUUUGGAUUUGCUUUCAAAUAAAUGUGUAAUAGACUGAA